Messenger RNA from Phaedon cochleariae (mustard beetle), 1218 nucleotides. NCBI's taxonomy places the organism in Eukaryota, Metazoa, Arthropoda, Insecta, Coleoptera, Chrysomelidae. The record is from the annotation of a GenBank genome assembly.
AUGACGUCGGCCCUGUUCGCCGUUUCGGCCUUUUGCGCGAUCCUCUUCAGGCCGGUGCGGCCCAGCUACGCGCAGAAAAUCCGGUACAGCACCGUCGCUUCCGGUAAAUUCUUCGCCACCUACCCCAACCGAAUGUACCCGACCUUGUCCGAGGUGACCGAGGUGCCAACGAUCACUCUGCUCCAGCCACGGAAGCUGGCCAAAUCGAGCGAGGUUAUGAUCAUGUCGUAUCCCUCUUCAAGCGUCAAGUGUAAAUUCAAAGAGGACGACAUUCAGGAAGGUUCGACCAGAUCUCUGGAGACCUGCAUCGAAGGCAAAGCCACCGAAAUCGUCACCACCUCGUUGUUCCUCUCCAAAAAGAAGCGCCGAAAAAUCUCCUUGCACGAAACCCAAACCAUGCUGGGCAGCAACAUGAGGCCGAUGUAUCGUGACGACAUCUUCUACAAUAGCUCAUUCAACGUCCUCCAGAAAUACAGGAAAACGACGCAGGCCUCUAACCGACGCUCGGAUUUUUCCAAAUCCAACAUGGAUUACCACUUGUCGGUCAUCAGAGUGGAAACUUCUUGGGUUUUCAACAAAGACGAACGUUGCUUAGUGUGCACGGAAGCAGUCAAAAGGACGCUGGCCACCAUGUUGGACUACAAACUGCUCAAAUCGCCCACCUUUCUACUCAUAGCCUGCCACGCCUCCUUCCUGUGUUUCGGCUAUUCCACGACGUUCAUCUUCAUUAAGGAUCGGGCAGAACAGAUGGGCGUCUCGAAAGGUGUCAGCUCCUGGUUGAUUUCUGUUUUAGGUGUUGCAAAUACAAUUGGAAGGAUAAGUUAUGGCCUGUUAGCGAAUUGGCCAAAAAUGGAGUACAUUUGGUUGACUACAGUAUGUUUGAUCACAGGCGGAAUAGCUACUAUCCUAUCGGCACAUUUCACAGACGAUUCCAUGCAGAUAUUUUAUGCUGCUGCUUUUGGUGGAUUUGUAGCUUGUAUACCUGCCUUGAGGACCCUAAUUAUAGUGGACACUCUAGGCUUGGACAAGUUGACGAAUUCUGUAGGACUGAUGUUGAUGUUUCAAGGUGUCACUUCCUUGAUAGGCAUCACAGCUGCUGGACUGCUACGAGAAGUGACUGGUGAUUACAAAUGGACUUUUUAUUUUUCUGGAAUUUGUAUAAUUUUGUCUGCACUGUGUUUCAUACCUCUGAAGACUGUAGCAAUUUGGGAACAAAAU